Molecule: messenger RNA, 2324 nt
Organism: Talaromyces stipitatus ATCC 10500
Lineage: Eukaryota; Fungi; Ascomycota; Eurotiomycetes; Eurotiales; Trichocomaceae
Exons: 2
Coding region: 303-1622 (439 amino acids)
Source: RefSeq, a predicted model, not a curated record
GCUUCUGCUUUCUGUCUGGUUGAUCUCUUAAUUGCACGGGAAAAAAGUUCCGUCUGAGCAGGCGUCUAACUGUUGCCCGCUAUCCGCCUUGUCGGUAACUCACGAACCAGCUCGAACGGUUCUGACACAUCAGAUAACUCGAAAGCCUUGGACUCAGUAUCAUCUCAGGUCCAACGAUUCGGCUACCGUAGCCAGUCCCUCGGGACGUCCCUCUUCCGCCUCUCCUUCGUUUUUAUAUACAUAUCGUCCCGAGACGACAUCUCUUCGAUAGUCAACCCCCCCAGUGUUAUAUAUACGACAAAAUGUCCACUGCAGUUGCGCCUGCGACGGCGGCACCUUUGACUUCUCAUGUCGACAGAGCGCCAAGUCCUAAGAACCAUCACUCACUCGCUCCCACAUCAGCAAUGCCGUCGUCUCGAAUGCCCUCCGGUACACAAGAAAAGUCCAGUCCUGAAGGGAAGAAGACUCCCAAUUCGAAUGCCGCACCAAAGAUCAUAGUGAAAAAAGAACCUCCGUCUUCCCCCACAAUAUCCUCUCAGACGAGGCCUCGUCCCAGAAAACUAGAUCUCUCUGCUAGCACGUUAUCAGUCCGUGGUCCGGCGGGCCCAAUGACUGCUCGUGACGGCUUAGGGCUACACGAGGUUGGGUUGGCAUGCUUAUCACCCGGUUUUCAGACACACGAUCCCGAACGGCAAGAACAGCUACAACGCAGUAUUGCAGUACGCGAGCAGCAGAGAUCCAUAAUUGAGUCGAGACUACAAAAAUCCGCAAAAGGUGAUGGCAGUGAUUCAAACAAAUCAUCCGAAUCGAAUCCCUUUGGAUCUUUAAAAAUUGCCAAGAAGCGUCCUCCUCCUGGCCUCUCUAUCGUCCCUCCCUCCGCUUCCCAAUUUGCAAACGAACGAGUUGUGCAGUCUGCUCCAUUAAAUAAAACAUUCACCGGUCGACACGACCCUAUGCCUAUAACACGUCACCUCAUUGGCCAUACUGCAAACCUUCCCUCGCCUUCUCAUAUCCAUCAUGUGCCUGCUCAGCAAACUAAUAAUCGUCUACCUCCGCUUUCAGAUGUGUUUGGCUCUGAUCUAGCUUCGAGGCAAGACCGGGAGCGUAAUGGACCGUUCCCUGGCUCUGGCGUCAACUCCUCACAAUCUACCACUACCGCAUCGACAAUCCCACCAUUUUCAUCUUCUCCCGGUCACAACGGCACCUCUCAACAACGACCGCGAGAGUACCGAUCCGCCGAGGAAGCCGUUCAAGAGCUUUCCGGAGGCCGAGAAGAACUCCUACCUCGUAUCAUUCACUAUAACGGUCACCAACAGCCGGCCACCCCACCUUCACCAUACAGCAAUGGAAAUGUAGGCAGCACAUCCGGCACACAGCAGACAUAUGCACCACCUCCAAGCCAGGGAACGUCCCGUCGCCGAACGAGAAGUGAAUACGAACAAGACAACGGUAGUCCUCCAUUGGGCACAGGACCAGAUAUGAGGUUUCGAAACGGGCCAGGCCCGGCGGUGUCAUCGUACGGACCUUUUGGAGCAGGCCGGGAUUCACCAGAGACGCAGAGGAAAAAGAAGGAAGAAUUCCUGUCUCUUUGCUCGCGAGCAUGGGACCUUUUUCACUCUUAAAAAGAUAUCCGGAGGGUCUAUAAACCUGAGAAUACCAUAUAACUCUCGUCACCAUCGUCUAUAACAGCAACUCGGGGCUUCACGAUAUUAAUUGAAUGUCAAUCCAACCGACAGAUUCGUUUACGCCACGACUCAAAAACAUUUGUGUAUUACUCGAGAUAUCCAUUCCACCUCUCCACGAGGAAGCAAACAUCUCUUGCGUUCAGCCGGUGGGUUUCAUUUGAGCACACUUUACUUUUCCCUCCCAGUUUUACAUUCUGCGCCAAAUCGGACUUGGGGAACUCGAACUCUUAUAUAUACGAUAUACAAUAAAUCUCGACUUGUGUGACUGAGCUUUGUUGGCAAUUGAAUGAACAUGAGGCAUGAAAGGGACAUAAUAAUUGGGAUUGGCUUUUUUUUUCUUUGCCCUGGUUGGCCUCUUUUCCAUUUUUCUUCUUCAUGCUUUGAAAAAUUUUUAUACCAUAUCAUGUUGGAUUAACAACGACAAUCAGUUUUCGAUUUUUCUUUCGCAUAUUCUAUGGCUUCUGGCUUUUGGGCGUCUUACAUAUUUCGUUCUUUCUAUUUUUCUUAUUUUGGGUCUUUAUGUUGAUAUCCCUUUUGCAUCGCAAUGCUUUGCGAUCUUUUUUUAUCUGGUCUGCUCGAAUCCAAUUAUUUAGCUCUUUCUGUUCUUUUUCGUUGUCAAUGAUUGAUCGGUAGAUAUGG